Molecule: messenger RNA, 4530 nt
Organism: Beta vulgaris subsp. vulgaris (sugar beet)
Lineage: Eukaryota; Viridiplantae; Streptophyta; Magnoliopsida; Caryophyllales; Amaranthaceae
Exons: 26
Coding region: 364-4122 (1252 amino acids)
Source: RefSeq, a predicted model, not a curated record
UCAUAAAUCAUAGGUUCCAGAAUCAACAACUGAAAUUAGAUGAAAAAGAAUGAAAGAAUUGAUAAGAAAGUAAGAAAAAAAACCUAAGAUGAAUAGCCACCAGUCCCCCACUAAUAAUUUUUUCAUUACUUCUCCUCCUCUGCAACAACUACACUGAACACCCCUCCCCCCAUAUCUGUAUCAUCUUCAACCUCUCUCCUUUCGCUACAAUUCCAAUUUCCCAACCCCUUACUCACCAAACACAGAAGUCUCUUCCCUAAGCUUCUUCCUCACCAAAAGACAGGAGACUGGAAAGAGAGAGACGCGGAAGAGAUAACAUUAGGGUUUGGGUUAUUGAGGGUUUCUUUAGAGACGUUUAGGGUGAUGGAAGAUAUUGGAUUGAGAGUGUCGGAUUAUUCCUCCAUGCUAGCGCAGAUGCCAGUACUCUUGGCGUCGCUAAAAGAUGAAGAUCCUGGUGUAGUGCGUCAAGCUAUUGUUAAUGGCAUGAAAUUCUUCCAUUCUAUUCUUCAGGAGUUGGUUCAUCAGUUUCAUCAACAUGGUAAAGUUGAGAGAUGGGCUGAGGAGAUAUGGAUGCAUAUGAUCGAGUUCAAGGCUGCAGUACUUUCUCUUGUUUUUGAGCCGAUUUCUGUGGGGACAAGGUUAUUGGCGCUGAAGUUCAUGGAAACUUGCAUAUUGCUAUUUACUCUAGAUGCAGCUGAUACUGAUAGACUGUCCUCAGGAGGAAAGGAGCACAGAUUCAACGUCUCAUGGGUUGCUAGUGGCCAUCCAGUUCUAGAUCCAGCUGAACUCAUUUCAGAAGCAAAUAGGCUGUCCACCAGUUUACUAGACAUGUUGCAAUCAUCUAGUAGCAUUCCUGGUCCAUUGACAAUUACUGUUGUCAAUUGUUUGGCAUCUAUUGCAAGAAAGAGACCGGGGCACUAUAGUCAAGUUUUAUCUGCACUUCUUAACUUCCAGUCAAACUCCGAAACAAGAGGAGGUCAUGCUGCUAGUCUACAGUAUUCUGUAAGGAGUGCCUUAUUGGGGUUCCUGAGAUGUACACAUCCAGCCAUCAGCGAGUCCAGGGACAGAUUAGUUGAACGUCUGCGCAAAAUGAAUGCUGGUGAUGCUGCUGAUCAAGUUCUUAGACAAGUUGACAAAAUAAUGAGAAAUAAUGAGCGUUCUUCACGUGAGGCUCGGGUUGCUAAGGAAGAAAAGCCACCAACCCAGGUCCCCUUUUCAGGGGAUCCAGUAAAGAGGAAGCUGUUGCCCUUCGACAAUGAAGAGCCUGACAAUGGUCUUGAGAUGGCUUCAAAGCGUAUGCGUUACACUUCUAAUGGAAAAUCUUCUGAUCUUGUUCAGAUUCAAGUGUCUGUUGAUGAUAAUACUUUAAAAGAUAUCUCUUCUGAAGUUCCUUUGGUGAAUAACAAUGUGAACCCUGUUGAACAAAUGAUUACUGUCAUUGCUGCAUUACUAGCAGAAGGAGAAAGGGCUGCUGAUUCUCUUGAACUUUUAGUAUCUCAAAUUCACCCUGAUUUGUUGGCUGAUAUUGUCAUUACCAAUAUGAAGCAUUUGCCAAAGACUGCACCUUUAGCAAAGCAGGGAGUACCCUCAAGUGCACAGAGUGUUCCUGUCGCGAGUACUGUGCAAGGGGCUGAUAGCUCCACAAUGCCUGUCAAUUCAUCACUUUCUGCACAACAGGGCUCCAUUUUUGCAGCAGCUACAGUUAGCACAUCUCUUCCUGAUCUCUCUGGUUCAACUAAUCUCCAAGUAGAUGCUAGACGCGAUCCAAGAAGGGAUCCCCGUCGCUUGGAUCCUAGGCGACUUGCCGUAACUGUUGAAGCUCCAUCAGUUCCUGUUGCAGAGGAGGCUCCGCAUGUGUCAUCUGUAUUUGAAGGUCCUGCUUCUCUAAAUAAACCCGCUGCAUUUAUGUCAGCACCAAUCACCGACCACAUAUCUCCGAGUUCUGUGCCAGAUGCUGAAGUUGAUGCGAAAAGUAUGAGAAUUCUUCUGGUUCCUGAGAAAGAAGAAAUAGUCAAAGAGGAGGGAGUCGAUGAAGCCAGGGAUGUAUCAUCAAGUUCAGAAGUUAAUGUGCUUGUUGCUCGUGCAGUCUCGCCUGAUCUUGCAGACAAUGAGAGUUCCAUCACCCCGCCAUCUUUGGAUAUUGAAUCAAUAGAUGCAGCAAGUUCUCAGUUUGUCCAAGAAUCUGAUGAUGAUUCUUCACCCACUUCAAAUGCAUCUGCAUCGGAAGACACUUGUGAGGACUUACCCGAAGUUCCAUCUUACCUUUAUUUAACAGAAAAACAGAGGCAAACAUUGAGGAAAUCGGCAGUUGAACGGAUUGUGAAAUCAUGCAAACAGUUCAAAACCAAUGACUUUUGCAGGAGUAGGAUGUCACUACUUGCUCGAUUGGUCUCUUGGAUGGAAGCUGACGACUUUGUGACAACGAUGGUGCAACAAGACAUUGUACUGGAUUACCGAGAUCACCAGGGUCAUGACCUUGUAAUGCAUGUUUUAUAUCAUCUCCACGGUUUGGUGACAACAGAAGGUGAACAAUCUCCUGGUGCUGCUGCUUUGUAUGAGAAAUUUCUUCUUGGUGUGGCGAAAUCUUUGCUGGACACUUUGCCUGCUUCGGACAAGUCUUUUAGUAAACUCCUUGGUGAAGCUCCGAUGUUGACUAAUUCUGUAAUGAGACUAUUGGAGAAUCUCUGUUGUCCUGAUGGGUUGGAUGUGCGAGGAAAAGAUUCUAGAGAUGAUCGUGUCACUCAAGGUCUUGGGGCUGUCUGGAGCUUAAUUUUGGGACGUCCGCUAAAUCGACAGGCCUGUUUGACUAUAGCUCUCAAGUGUGCUGCUCACUCAGAAGAUGAUACUCGUGCUAAGGCCAUUCGUCUGGUUUCCAACAAACUUUAUCAACUCAAUUAUGUAUCUGAAACCAUUGAGCAAUAUGCUAAGAACAUGUUGCUUUCAGCUGUGGACUACACAUCUGAUUUUGAUGCAUCUGGAUCCAUUGGUUCAAGAAGAGAAGUAAAGGUUGAUGAAGAAGCUUCUGUUAGUGGCUCCCUUGUUUCAGGGUCUGGCACAUCCCAUGCUGUUUCUCAGGCUGGUGCCAGCAUGUCAUUUUCUGAAGCUCAACGUUUAAUAUCCUUGUAUUUUUCCCUUUGUACAAAGAAACUUGGUCUCCUUCAGCUUGUGUUUGAUGUCUAUGCACGAGCUGGUAAAAGUGUGAAGCAGGCUAUCCAUCGUCACAUUCCAAUAUUAUUGAGGGCUUUGGGGUCAUCAUAUUCACAACUGCUCCUUAUUAUAUCUGACCCACCCAUGGGAAGUGAAAACUUGUUAAUGCUGGUGCUCCAAAUACUAGCUGAACAAGCCACUCCUCCACCUGAUCUUAUUUCUACUGUUAAACAUCUAUAUGAAACUAAGCUGAAGGAUGCUACUAUCCUGAUUCCUAUGCUAUCUUCUCUUUCCAAAAAUGAGGUUUUGCCCAUAUUCCCUCGACUUGUUGAACUUUCACUCGACAAAUUUCAGCAGGCGCUGGCUCACAUAUUACAGGGAUCAGCUCAUACUGGUCCUGCGUUAACGCCUGCUGAAGUUUUGGUUGCUAUCCAUGACAUUGUGCCUGAGAAGGAAGGUAUUGCGCUAAAAAAGGUAACAGAUGCUUGCUCAGCUUGUUUUGAGCAACGUACCGUGUUCACACAGAAUGUCUUGGCAAAGGCGUUGAACCAGAUGGUUGAUCGAACUCCGAUUCCUCUGCUUUUUAUGAGAACUGUGAUCCAGGCAAUUGAUGCCUUCCCUGCUCUGGUUGAUUUUGUCAUGGAGGUUCUCUCUAAACUCAUCAGUAGACAGAUCUGGAGAAUGCCAAUGCUCUGGGUAGGGUUUCUAAAAUGCGUGUACCAGACGCAGCCACACUCAUUCCAUGUAUUAUUAAAGUUACCUGCACUCCAGCUUGAAUCCGCACUUAACAAAUACGCUAACCUCAGAGGUCCCCUUACAGCUUUCUCAAGCCAACCAAACAUCAAAUCUUCACUACCAAGAUCAAUCCUUGAGGUUCUUGGGCUUGGAACUGAAUCACAUUCGACGCAACCACAACAUGCAAAUCCCUUGUGUACGUCAGAUACAAGCUCUGUUCCUGGGACAACAUCAACGUGAUAGCCGGAGUAACAGAUUGGCUUCAGAUUCACCUCGUUUUUUUUUUCUCUGAGGUUGGCCUAGCUUCCCAGAUUCAUGUCAUUAUGCAUGAAAAAAGGAGAACUGGGUUCCACUUGAAAGUUCGAGUUGGUAACAAUGGCUUUGGUGGGAACUAAGAAAGUAUCUGCAUGUUGGAAAUGCAACGAAUUUCAAAGCGAUCUCAGAAGAGGAUUAUAGGCAGUGAAAUGAAGAGAUUGUGAUUAGGAUGUUUUGUGUUGACAAUCUGCUAUGUCUGCAGGUUAUGUAUAAUAAUAGCUGUACAUUUGUAUUUCUCUUUAGUCUUCUCUGUGCUCCUCUCAUGUCGAUUUUGGUAUUGGUUUUUGCCUCAAGCCCUCAAUUGGGCCUUUCUAAUAAAAAAUGUCUUUGUAA